AUGCACGCGCCGUGCGACGCGUUUACGCGACUCUUGGACCCAUGCUGCCGUCACUCGACAACGAUUCUACUCGUCGUAUCCUGCGCGACCGCGACCCUUGUGGUCGACCUCGCCGCGGCCUCAUUUCCUGCAACAAUGCCCGUUAAACGUUUAUUGCGCAAAUUCUCUGAUGAGGCUGGGAAAUCAGCAACCGCCGAACCCGAGGCGUUGUCGUUGAGUUUCUCUGGUGCAUUGACAGUUAAUCAUGAUCCCGGUUGUGAUCUACAGAGCCCAGAGGAAACGAAAUCUGUCAUACAGGAGAUCACGAGUCUAUGGCCCACCCUCGAAACCUUACCGUCCGGCUGGAGUGACGAGUGGGAGACAUGGCCAUACUUCUUCACGUAUUUCUGGCGAAGCCCUUACUUCCUCAGACUUCCCUCGCUGCAAAUGAUCGUCAACAUCCAGCAUCAAAUCCCGGGGAUUAUCGAGCCCGUGAUGUACUCGACUACCUCCGAAAGCGUUGUUGCUUUCAUGGUAAACGACGUUUGCUAUGUGGCCAGAGUUGCUGGCGGCAGCAUAGGCCUAUGGAGUCUCGAAGAUUUGAAGACAGACCAAGAUAUCUUCGAGUUCCUCGAAAACAACCGGUGGAAGGAAAGAGACCCGUUGCUACCUACUGAACAAGGCAUGGCUACUGUACAACGAAUACGUGACCGGGACCCGACAGUGACUAAAACGCUAUACGAAGAAGGCUAUCUAGACUUCGAACCACAGCCAACCACCGAAGAAGAGGAGAUGGAGGACUUCGAGCAACGCGCGAUGGAAGACGACCGCGGCGAAGACGAGGCUGAAGUGGAUCAAAACCUUUCAGAAAUUGAAAAAUAUCUAGAGUGGCUGGAGGAUCUCAAUCCUACACCAGAAGAGCUUCACAACGACCCCAAACUCGAAUUCGCGCUCAAGUUUCGGGAUGCAAUCAAGAAGAUGAAAGAAGCGGAAGCCGUGGCAGAAUUGGAGGAGGCGGAACAAAGUAUGCUUGACGGUGAAGAUGACGAAUACGAAGAGGAUGACGAAGACGAAGAUGAAGACGAGGGGGGAGAUGACAGGGACGAGGAUGACGAACUCAAGGGCCGGCUGAUGUCUGAGAAAGGCAUGGAAAGUGGCGAAGUAGAUACAAUGUUCCUGGGCGGGAAGGAUACCGCACAUGGAAAUAGUACCGCCGGCCGAUAA
Messenger RNA from Pleurotus ostreatus (oyster mushroom), 1203 nucleotides. RefSeq lists its product as uncharacterized. The transcript is spliced from 3 exons. The coding region runs from base 1 to 1203 and encodes 400 amino acids. The record is from RefSeq and is a predicted model, not a curated record. Lineage: Eukaryota; Fungi; Basidiomycota; Agaricomycetes; Agaricales; Pleurotaceae.